Messenger RNA from Pelobates fuscus (common spadefoot toad), 1512 nucleotides. RefSeq names its product neuralized E3 ubiquitin protein ligase 3 (gene NEURL3). The record is from RefSeq and is a predicted model, not a curated record. Gene Ontology annotation, molecular function: ubiquitin protein ligase activity. NCBI's taxonomy places the organism in Eukaryota, Metazoa, Chordata, Amphibia, Anura, Pelobatidae. The transcript is spliced from 4 exons. Bases 8 to 850 code for a protein of 280 amino acids.
AGCCAACAUGGGAGUGUGUUUGAGCUCAGAGCCAGAAGGCAUUUCUUUCAACCCACGGGUGAGAGGCCAACACAUAUCUUGGGGCAGAUGCCUCCAUCAUGCAGAACGUUGCCACAGCUUCCAAAAUGGCUUGCUUUUCUCAGACCGGCCUUUGCGACCUCAGGAAAAACUCUGGGUAAGAAUCGUGAAAGAUGACCCACGCUGGUAUGGAGGACUACGACUGGGUUUUACCUCUGUGGACCCCGACUCACUGAACCCAGCUGAACUACCACCAUUUGCUUGUCCUAACCUUACCAUCCUGAAUGGUUACUGGGCCAUAUGCAUCCCAGAAGAACUUUCCAAAAUUGGUGCCCUGAUUUCAUUUUGGGUCAACAGAAAAGGCCAAGCUCUCUGCCAAAGAAAGGAAGACCCACAGCCAAUAGCUCUCUUUGAUGGCCUGCCCAGAAAUAUGCCACUUUGGGCCAUAGUGGACGUGUAUGGUCAGACUAAGGCUGUUCAAUUGAUUGAUUCCUGUAAAGGGAAGCUGCCAUGCCCGUGCACAUGUUUGACAAACAAAGUUUCACAAUCGCAAACUGUUUGCAGAACUCCAAAUGGAUCUUCAUACACCUGCGGUUCCAGUCCAAGCAAUUCUAAUAUGACUUCCCAUUCAGAGUCAUUACAUUUUCCCUUGUACCUGGAAGAUGACCCAUACUGUGUGAUAUGUCAGGACAGCACGUCAGACACUAUGUUAGUGCCCUGCGGGCACUGCUGUUUCUGCAAAUCCUGUGCAUUGAAGGUGCAUGAACAAAAUAGCAGCUGUCCACUGUGCCGGCGGACCAUACAUUGUCUUCAGAAUGUUGAUCCAGUAUGACCCUAAGCUAAUCGUGAUGUGAUCACUAAUACUGCCUUUUUCAUACAAAGAAAGUAUCCUCAUUCGUACUAGUGUACAUGAGAUAUAGCAGACAGGAAGCAAAGCCCAGCCAGCCAAUCAAAAGCCAGGUUUUUCCUGGCUUAGAAAACAAGAUCCAAGGCUUAAAACACUUCAAUGUCGUAUGUCUGAAAUCAUUGCUGUAUGCUUUUAGAGUAACAACCAAAAAGCACAGCAACAGAAAACAUAAUUAAGAAAGUAUGGAGAGAAAAAAAAAGGAGAACAGCACUAAAUAUUUAAAACACAUUGCAAAGGAUAUGUAACAAUUCCAUAAUAAUACAAGCUAUUGUAUUAUUAACAAUACCAGCUAUUGCUCGUCAGAACACAGAUCAACCCCAUUGCUGUAAAUGUAAUUUUGCAGAAGCAGUAUAAUAAUGCUAAGCAAAGCAGAGAUUAGUAACUACACUCUUGGGAAAAUACCAGCCUUAAGUGAAACUAUCAUUAUACCAUUAUUAUAAUUUACAUACAGCCUUGCUCAGUGCAGUGUAAUAAUUACUGUCUAGGAGUCUACAGUUUCAUAUAGUAAGGAACAAUACGCUCAUAAAUAUGAUAUCGAUGCAGCUAGAAUUACGGAUAUUUGAAUAAAGUGUGACUGCGUUUCAGAG